CACACACACUCACGCUCACACACUUGGCCAGUAUCGGUUGCUCCCUUCCACACUUCCAACAUUAUUAACAUGCGGCCAAACAUUUAACGUAUUUUAUUUCUUCUUUUUUUUUCGUGUAAAAUGAUUUAAAUCGUACCGUCAACAAACAUGAAGUCCUAAAAAAAAAGGUUGAUUUUUGAAAAGCGACAUGGAAGCUUCUUUUCCUUAAAGACGCGACAUGGGAAAAUGGGAGCUGACAAUGAACCCGGUGCAGGAGUGGGGCGAAGAAUGCGAGGACGGUGCAGUGUACGGCAUCACCCUGCAUCGGGUGCCCGUCCCUUCCCUGCCCAACCCCGCCGAUGCCAAUCCAUCCUGCGCUUUCGUCCAGUACCGAACUGUCAAAAUUCGCCGUCUGAAGGCGGGCGGUGUGCAAAAGCUGGUGAGUCACCUCCUUGAGCCCGCCUGUGUGGAGCAGCAGGACUACAGCAGGAUCUUCCUCACCACUUACAGAACCUUCACCAGCACGGAAAAGCUUCUGGAGCUCAUCUUUCAUCGAAACGGCGCAGCGUCACAAUUAGACACGAGUGAAUACAACCAGAGUCCACCGUUGUUGGCCUUGGUCCAGACAUGGUUGGAUGAGUACAGCGAGGACUUCAGAGACCCUCCGCUGCACUCUGGGCUCCGACUCCUUUUGGAUCACCUCAGACUCAGCUGUGCUGUUCAUGACCAAAUGCGCUCUCAGCCUAACUUUUGUUCUCUGGCUGGCCAGGCUGAAAACCUGCUAAGGAGGUUCCAGGAAGAAGAAGCUGAGACAAAUGCGAGAACAGCCGACGUGGAGCAAGACAAGCAGCUUUCAAGUGAUGAGGAUUCAGGAUGUGAAAACUCUCAAGAUCAAGGAGACAUUUUGGAUUUCUCAGCUGGAGCCAUUGCACAGCAACUCACCCGCAUUGAUUCUGCCUUAUUUGUCAAGGUGGCUCCAUACCAAUGUUUGGGCUGCAUCUGGUCACAAAGGGACAAGAAGGAGAACAUGUCCCCCACCAUCAGGGCCACCGUCGCGCAGUUCAAUGCCAUCACCAACCUGGUCAUCGUGUCGCUGCUGUGCCGCCCCACAUGUGACGCCGCCUGUCUCACUUCCUCCUGCUUGCCUCCCAUAGCUCCACCUCAUCGAGCUCGCAUCAUCGAGAAAUGGAUCAGAAUAGCACAGGAGUGUCGCAGUUUGAAGAACUUCUCCUCACUCAGGGCGAUCCUGUCCGCUCUUCAGUCCAAUGCGGUCUACAGACUGAGAAAGACCUGGGCUGCAGUCGGCAGGGACAGCAUGGCAACAUUUGAUAACCUCUGUGAAAGCUUCCCUGAUGAAAACUGUCUCCUCACCAACAGAGCACUCCUGAUGGAGAGUACGUCCAGCGGAGUGGUGCCUUACCUGGGUACCUACCUGACUGUCCUCACCAUGCUGGACACAGCCCUGCCGGACACUCUGGAGGGUGGACUCAUAAACUUUGAGAAGCGGAGAAGGGAGUUUGAGGUUCUCUCGCAAAUCUGUGUCCUGCAGUCGUCCUGUUCCAAGUUCAGCCUGCCUCACCAUCCCAGAAUUGCUGAAUGGAUGCAGGGACAUAAACUACUCACUGACCAAGAAAGCUAUGAACUGUCACGACAAUUGGAGCCUCCAAUGGACGUGUGUUCCCCAACUGCCUGGAGCCAUCGAACACUCACCAAAAAACUUUCCUCUAUCUUGACAAUGAGUGAUGGAUCCAAAAAGCUUCCAGCAGACCAGAUCAGUGUUUCGUCUUCAGGAUCCAGUGGUUCAGAGUUGGAAGACCUGUCCUCCACGAACUCUGCCUGUUCCAUCAGACUACAGUCUUUCCACAGCUCGUCCAACAAUUUGUCAGAGGCCUUUUCUUCCUCCUCCUCUUCGUCAUCUUCACCCUGCUCCUCGGCCACCUCCUCGACGGACUCCCCAACUCCCCCGGGCUCCUCCUCCGACUCCCUUUGCUCGUCGGCCACGUCCCGCGCCAGCGCUUCGCCCGCCUGUUCCACUUCCCACCACAAACGCUCGGUGUCCAUGACCUCGCUGCCCAUCUACAACCGCCAGGACGCCGACGCCUGCAUUGUGAGGGUGAGCGUGGACCUGGGCCGCAACGACGGCAACAUGUACAAGAGCAUCCUGUUGACCAGCCAGGACAAAACGGCGCAUGUGAUUGAGCGGGCACUGGACAAGCAUCACUUGGAGCACAUGGACUGGCAGGACUUCACUCUGACACAGGUCAUCUCACAGGAGAGAGAGUUGCUCAUCCCAGACAAGGCCAACGUCUUCUAUGCCAUGUCCACCACUGCCAACUUUGAUUUUGUCCUGCGUCGGUUCCGCAAUGGCCAGAAGAAACCCCUGAGAGCCACGUCCAGUCUCGGCCGGUACAGCAAGUAGCAGCGCACAAGCAGUGAAGAAUAGUUAGUACCUGUUAUGGUUCAUGAACAUAUUGUCAAGCUCUUGCGGGAGCAGAAAAAAAGCACUUUAUGGAGAAGGAGGCUCAGUCAUAUUCUUGUUGGACUGCAGUCAUUGAACCACUUGUCUGGUUUCUCCCAUUUGUCUUUACGCUGCUAGCAGGGGUCCUUCUAGCGUCAAUGGCGCCCUGUGCAAGACCUCUUUUAGUGAGUCGUUAGCUCGUUUGAUCACUUCCAUUGUAUAAUAGAUGAAGUGAUAACUGCGCUCUCUACCAGGGGUGUCCAAACGUUUGGACCUGGGGUCCACAUUGGGCUAAGUAAAAGUUGGCCGAGGGGCAAAGUCAACUGUAUGUAAAGUAACUAUGGGUACUCCGGCUUUCUCCCACCUCCAAAGACAUGCACCUGGGGAUAGGUUGAUUGGCAACACUACAUUGGCCCUAGUGUAUGAAUGUUGUCUGUCUAUCUGUGUUGGACCUGCGAUGAGGUGGCGACUUGUCCAAGGUGUAGUCUGCCUUUUGCCCGAUUGUAGCUGAGAUAGGCACCAGCGUACCCCGCGACUCCAAAGGGAAUAAGCGGUAGAAAAUGGAUGGAUGGAUAAACACACACAUAUACACACAUAUAUAUAUAUAUAUAUACACACACACACACAUUUAUGUAUUCACCUAUACAUAUGCACAUAUAUGUGUGUGUGUAUAUAUA
Messenger RNA from Nerophis ophidion (straightnose pipefish), 3114 nucleotides. RefSeq names its product ral guanine nucleotide dissociation stimulator-like 1. NCBI's taxonomy places the organism in Eukaryota, Metazoa, Chordata, Actinopteri, Syngnathiformes, Syngnathidae. Bases 218 to 2398 code for a protein of 726 amino acids. Gene Ontology annotation, cellular component: plasma membrane. Gene Ontology annotation, molecular function: guanyl-nucleotide exchange factor activity. The transcript has 16 exons. Gene Ontology annotation, biological process: Ras protein signal transduction; positive regulation of GTPase activity. The record is from RefSeq and is a predicted model, not a curated record.